Paramecium tetraurelia is the source of this 828-nucleotide messenger RNA. RefSeq lists its product as uncharacterized. Gene Ontology annotation, molecular function: kinase activity; ATP binding. Gene Ontology annotation, cellular component: cytoplasm. Lineage: Eukaryota; Ciliophora; Oligohymenophorea; Peniculida; Parameciidae. The record is from RefSeq and is a predicted model, not a curated record. The transcript is spliced from 5 exons.
AUGGAUAAUUUAGCUCAGCUUGAAGACUUAAACAGUUCUUCAACAACUAAUUAAUUGGAUAAGAAUACACCAAAUACUGCUAUGAGUACUGUAUUUGGAAACGAAUUGGUUCGCACAUAUGCAAGUCCUAAAGUACAACCUUUAAGUGGAAAAACAUUUAAAAUUGGAAUAUGUGGUGGCCACUCCUCAGGAAAAGCAUUAUUAACAGAAAAGCUUUAGACUGAACUUCAAUAAUAAGGGUUUUUGGUUAGUGUGGUAAAAUAGGAUAAUUUUGAUGUUGACAGUGAUGACUUCGAUCAUUACAAGCAAAAUUCUGAUAGUCUAAAUAAUGUCCCCUAUGUUAAUAAUUAAGAUUAUUAAAAAUUUUUAUCAACUGCCAUCAACACUCUAUUGACCACUAAGGAUAAGAAUGUCAUUAUAAUUGAAGGAACUUUGAUCUUGUAUGAUAGACAAUUGAGAGAUUUACUAGAUCUAAAAAUAUUCUUACAUCAUGAUUAAGAUGUGAGAUUAUCAAGAAAAAUUUACAAGGAAGUCUGCGCCAAAGGCAAAGAUGUGGAGAAAGUCAUUCAUAAUUAUUUAAAUAGAUUAAAGCCACUUUUUGAUUCUAUUAUAAAGCCCACAGAAUAAUAUGCCGAUAUUAUUAUUCCAAAAUUCGGAGGAGAAUUCUCCUUAAAAUCACAAGAAUACUUAGGUGCAACAUAGAUGCAAGCUGGCUUUGAUAAUGUUAAUCCAAAUAUAAUGGAUUUACUUGUAAAGAUCGCAAAGGCCUAAAUUUUAGGAAGUGAUAAAGUUGAAAAACCUGAAAAAGCCUCAACACCCACAAAAUGA